AUGCUAAACUCUUUACCUGAAGAUAAUAAGAUUUGCAAUAAUCUCCUUUCUGCUUUAAAACAACCCGCGGAAGUCGACCUUCUCUUAGAAACCGAACUGAAUAAUGAAUUUAUAGAAGGUCCCUAUCAAUCACCGCCAUUUGAAAAGUACAGAAUUUCUCCACUUGGAAUUGCGGAACGUAAAUGUUCAGGUAAAAAACGACUAAUUGUAGAUUUGUCAGCACCACAUGACUCGCAAUGCCCUAGUAUAAACAGUCUGAUCGACAAAGAAAUGUGCAGCUUAAGCUACGUCAAGAUUGAUGACGCAAUAAAGUCAAUAAAAGGCUACGGCAGAUGUGCGAUAUUAUGUAAAACGGAUAUAUGCAACGCAUUUAAGCUCUUACCAAUUAAGCCAGAGCAGAUGCCGUAUUUCAUGGUUAAGUGGAAAGGUCAAUAUUAUGUUUACACCCGUUUAGUGUUCGGAAGCCGUUCAUCCCCAAAAAUAUUUGACAAUUUGUCGAGAGCGAUAUGUUGGAUUGCUAAAAAUAAUUACGGCAUAGAGUCGAUUUUUCACUUGCUAGAUGAUUUUCUGACCGUCCAGGCGCCAACCUCUAAUAGAGAUCGAACCAUGGCACUGAUUACUCUCAUAUUUAAUAAACUUAAAAUACCGAUUUCUCCUUCAAAGACAGUAGGUCCAACUACACAGCUCGAGUAUAUAGGAGUUAUUUUGGACUCUGAGAAAUUACAAGCAAGACUUCCUGACGAUAAAGUUCAGAGAAUUAUUUAUCACGACAUCUUUGCAGAAAAAAGCAGUCACUAA
This is a messenger RNA of Mercenaria mercenaria, 798 nucleotides long. RefSeq lists its product as uncharacterized. The transcript has a single exon. The record is from RefSeq and is a predicted model, not a curated record. Lineage: Eukaryota; Metazoa; Mollusca; Bivalvia; Venerida; Veneridae. Bases 1 to 798 code for a protein of 265 amino acids.